ACCGUAAAAAAAGACGGCAGUCGUUGCCAUCUUUUUCACCUACGAUGGGCCACACGGUUCCCUUUCGAGGAAAUAUGCAGUUCAUUCUGACAAUAUUGUAUGGCCUCUUUGUUAUCUCCGCGUUUGGAGACCCGAUUAGAACAAAGAGAGAGCCACCCAUAAGUUCGCAAUAUGGCGCACCACCAGCAACGUCUUAUGGAUCACCGAACGUAGGGCCAUCCGAUUCUUAUGGUCCACCAUCACAAUCUUACGGUGCACCACCUCCGCCACCAUCAUCGUCUUAUGGUGCGCCACCAUCGUCAUCAUAUGGCGUUCCAUCCGCGCCUUCCUCGUCUUACGGUGCACCAUCCGCACCUUCGUCGUCUUAUGGUGCACCAUCCGCGCCAUCGUCAUCGUAUGGCGCCCCAUCCGUGCCUUCGUCGUCUUAUGGUGCACCAUCGUCGUCUUAUGGCGCGCCUUCUCAGAGCUAUGGCGCACCGUCCGGUCAUGGUUCCUUCGGCGGUGAUCAUGGCGGAGGAUCAUUUGGCGGUGAUCAUGGUGGAGGAUCAUUUGGCGGUGAUCAUGGCGGAGGAUCUUAUGGUGGUGAUCAUGGUGGAGGAUCCUUUGGUGGUGAUCAUGGCGGGGGAUCAUUUGGAGGUGAUCAUGGCGGAGGAUCAUUUGGAGGUGAUCAUGGCGGAGGAUCUUAUGGUGGUGAUCAUGGCGGAGGAUCUUAUGGCGGUGAUCAUGGCGGAGGAUCAUUUGGCGGGGAUCACGGCGGAGGAUCCUUUGGUGAUGAUCAUGGAUCCAUCGGAGGAGGAGGGGGAGGUGAUUCAUUCGGUGGUGAUCAUGGCGGAGGAUCAUUUGGCGGUGAUCAUGGAUCGAGCGGUUAUGGCGGUAGUAGCGAUAUUGGAUCGUCUUCCGGAUCCUACGGACCACCUUCGGACUCUUAUGGACCACCGGCGCAUGAUCAGCCAAAAGGUGUAUGGAAAAAGAAAUUGGUAUGGAAACCCGAGUGGAAACAAAUCUGGAAAACAGAAUCUAAAAUGACUUGGAAACAAGUAUGGAAAAAAGUUCAGGUGCCAGUUUGGAAGGAAGUUCAAGUGCCUGCCUGGAAAGAAAUCAAAGUACCCGCCUGGAAGAAGGUGCAGAAACCCAUCUGGAAGGAGAUACAAGUUCCAAUUUGGAAAGAAGUCCAAGUGCCAGCUUGGAAAAAAGUCUGGAAACCUGUUUGGAAGGAAGUCCAGAUUCCUGUGUGGAAGGAAGUCCAAGUACCUGAUUGGAAAAAGAUCUGGGUGCCGGAAUGGAUUAAGGUCGGUAUACCGGGCGAGCAGUACGUGGGUAAAGACCACCACGGUUGGCAGUAUACUAGUCAUGGUCUCUGGAAGAAAAAAUUGAUAUGGAAGCCAGUCUGGAAGAAGAUCUGGAGGACGGAGAAGAAGCAAAUAUGGGUGAGUGACAAGAAAUUGGAAUGGAAAGCCGAAUGGAAGCAAAUCUGGAAAACGGAGAAAAAGCAAGUCUGGGUAACGGAUAAAAAGCUGAUUUGGCAGGAGGAGUCAGUGCAAGUGUGGGUACCACAGAAGAAACAGAUCUGGGUCACUCAAAAGAAACAGGUGUGGAAAGACGAGUGGAAAAGCAAGUGGGUUCCGGUUUGGAAAGACGUGCAGGUGCCGGCUUGGAAGAAGAUCUGGAAGCCCGUCUGGGAGAAAGUAUGGGUUCCGAUUGAAUCCCACCAUGACGAAGGUCAUCAUGGUUACAAAUAGAGGGUCGUGUUCGGCCGGCUCAAUCUUCUUUUUACGACUAUCUUGCGAGAUGCGCAGAGAUCGAAAGGUCAACUCGGAAAAUUAUCUGGGAAUUGUCGGCGCAAGAAAGUCUGUCAAACUUUAUAGUCUUGUGAUAAUGGAUUAUACUUGCCGAUAUAGACAUACAUUUCAAAGAAAGAAGGAGAAAAGCUCAUCAAUAAAUUCAUAUGACAAAGAGAAAAGUAAAGCCUGCAAUUAACACGUUAGAAAGCAUCAUGACAAGCGAUGAAAUACGCACGAAAAUAAAUGGUAAAAAUUUUCAAUCGGUCAUCUUGAUGAUAAUGUAAUGAAUUGUAUAUCUUUCGAUUUUAUGUAAAAUAUUACACGAAAAUAAGAAAUCAGAAUAAUCGGCGAAUAAUCAUCAAGAUAUUAUUGUACCAAAUAUGAAAAUGUUAGUUUAAAAAAUAUUACUUAUAUACUCUCACUUAUAUUUCUCGAAAUUACAUGUAUUAUUAUUACAUAUACUAUGUCUCGAAAAAAAGCAAGGCACUAAUAAUUG
Molecule: messenger RNA, 2277 nt
Organism: Camponotus floridanus (Florida carpenter ant)
Lineage: Eukaryota; Metazoa; Arthropoda; Insecta; Hymenoptera; Formicidae
Exons: 3
Coding region: 45-1739 (564 amino acids)
Source: RefSeq, a predicted model, not a curated record